Molecule: messenger RNA, 802 nt
Organism: Paramecium sonneborni
Lineage: Eukaryota; Ciliophora; Oligohymenophorea; Peniculida; Parameciidae
Source: the annotation of a GenBank genome assembly
UAAAAAGUCAUGGAUUUAGAUCGCUAUAACUACCUUAAAAUGAGAGAUUUUAAAAUAGAUUAAAAUAUCUCUGAGCAUCUACUUGAGAUGUUAGAAAUGCUUAUACAUUGGAUCUUUUAGGUUUGAUAUUUAGUUAUAUAAUAGGUUGGUGAGUAAAAUAAUUUGGAAAUUAAAACAAUUGAAUUAGCUGCCAUUUUAAGUAAAUUCUAUAUGUCGAAAUAAUAAAUCUCUUCUGAAAGAGCUGAUCUUUUAGGAAUAGCUUCAUUAAUGAUUGCAGUAAAAGUAAUAAAAUAUAUAUUUUACUUUAGUUUAAUGAAUGCCAAAAUAAAACAUCGAUGAAUAUCCAAGACUGUGUGGACUAAUGCCAAUCUAAAUAUAGUUCUAUAGAAAUUAUAGAUAUGGAAAUGAAGAUUCUAUCUCUUAUUGAAUAUGACGCAAAUUUUACCACUAUAACUGAUUAUUAUGAUGAUGAAGCCGUCUAAAUUGACUUAGUUUUGUUUGUUACUCUUGAUUCUGAAUUUCUAUACUUCAGAAAAUAUGAAUUGUAUGAAGCAAUUAGAAAUUUUUACUCAAAAGAUACAUCAAACUUAUCAGAAAUUACAAAACAUGUAUAAAAAUCAAAUAGUCUUAGAUAAUCAGCAAAAUAAGUACUAAAAUUUAAUAGCUGACUACUUAAGAUGAAAAUAACACACCAAAAAUAAUAAAGAAAACAAUUAAAAAAAAGGGAUUUAGAAGAUAAAGAAUAUCGAGUUCACAAAGCAUUACACUAUGAAUAUUAUGAUUUCAAUUCUAUGAUUAUAAC